UGGACGUUUAGCAAGACUCAGCACUCUAGUAACUUUGUAGCAUGUCUAUUAUACAAGUCCAGUCGAGUAAGUCGGGCGGGAGCUCGACUCUAGCCGACAGGACAGCGUUCUACGGGACACGGGUUCCUCCUGAAGUCAAGGCCAUGGUCAAGGAAUUAAAGAAGUUGGACAAGAAGACGUUCCGAAGUCUCCUCACAGUUGCUGUUUCGGCCCUUGAAGGUGCAGAUGUGGACACCAAGAGCUUCACUGACCUACAGACCAAUGGGAUGACAGAAGAUCUCAUUAGCAUAAUUUAUUCUGGGCUGCUCAGCACCUUGAGGUUGGCAUUGAGGUUACCCCAAACCUCCCUCAAACCUGAGCUCUUCAAGGAGGAUCUCAAGGAACUGAACAUUCCAGAAGAGUUUAUUGUGGACCUUGCCAGUGCUGUUUUUGGAGGAAAGAGGACCCACCUUGAUGCCUCUGCCCAGGACAGUAGAAGCCGACUUCCAACCCUGCAGAACUUCAGGUGGAGAGUAGAUGUUGGCAUAUCAACCAGUGCGCUGAAUCGUGUGUUAGAACCAACCAUUCUCAUGGAGAUGACCUUGAGCGAUGGAAGAAUACAAACUUUUGAGGUGCCUGUGUCCAAGUUCCACGAGUUGCGGUACAACGUUGCUCACGUGCUACGUGAAAUGGAGAGUCUGGAGAAGAGAAACGUGCUGAAGAUUCAAGACUAGGCAGCCAUGGCGGUAUACAUCACAAACCUCCAGAUAGAUUACAUGACAUUUGUAUUGUACAUUGUACAUCUUAUCAUAGGCAAUGCCAUUAACCACCAAUCUCAUGCCCGUAGCCAG
Branchiostoma belcheri (Belcher's lancelet) is the source of this 830-nucleotide messenger RNA. RefSeq names its product COMM domain-containing protein 5-like. Bases 42 to 713 code for a protein of 223 amino acids. Gene Ontology annotation, cellular component: nucleus. The transcript is spliced from 7 exons. The record is from RefSeq and is a predicted model, not a curated record. NCBI's taxonomy places the organism in Eukaryota, Metazoa, Chordata, Leptocardii, Amphioxiformes, Branchiostomatidae.